GUAGGCCCCGCGGGCAACCCCUUCCUUUCUCGCCUCCAGCCCGGCUUUGACUACGGGGGGAGGAGUGGAGGUGAUGGACCUGGGGGAGCCCUUCGUCCGCUCUCCCCUAGGCGCCUAGACGCGCUGAACUGUGCCGGGACCCGCUCGGGGAAACGCGGUCGGUGAAGGGAAGGGGGCGCCGGGCGUGAGGCCUGUGGGGCGGGGCGGGGCGGGGCGGUCUGAGGGGCCGCCCCCCCCGGGCGCCGGUGUUCACCCUCUGCUGCUGGGAAAGGGAAAGGGGGAGGUGGCGAGAAGCCGGAGAGAGACUCAGCCUGCAGGCUGGAGCGACCGGCGGUUUUGGUGACUUAGGGUACAAUGAGUAGGCAGAACAGCUGGUGCCCAGGUGUGACAGUAGGAAAUUUACCGGUGCGUCGAAGGGGCGCAGUGGCCUGCCGCCUGGCCGGAGUGGAAGGAGACACCGAUGGGAAAGUAGCGUGGAGGCCGAGUGCGAAGGCCUCGUGUGUCCUAAGGAAUCGAGGCUGUGUGCAGUAGGCAUCGGGCUGUCGUUAGAAAGUGUCUACGGAAAGGCACGAUGUGGUCAUAUUGGGUUUUAGGAAGAUGUGGAUUCCUUCAUGAAACAGCCUGGGAAUGAGACUGCAGAUAUAGUACUGAAGAAGCUGGAUGAACAGUACCAGAAGUAUAAGUUUAUGGAGCUCAAUCUUGCUCAAAAGAAAAGGAGGCUGAAAGGUCAGAUUCCUGAAAUUAAGCAGACAUUAGAAAUUCUAAAAUACAUGCAGAAGAAAAAAGAGUCCACCAGUUCACUGGAGACUAGAUUCUUACUGGCGGAUAACCUGUAUUGCAAGGCUUCGGUUCCUCCUACUGAUAAAGUGUGUCUGUGGUUGGGGGCUAAUGUGAUGCUUGAAUAUGAUAUUGAUGAAGCCCAGGCAUUGUUGGAAAAGAAUUUAUCGACUGCUACAAAGAAUCUUGAUUCCCUUGAGGAAGACCUUGACUUUCUUCGAGAUCAAUUUACUACCACAGAAGUCAAUAUGGCCAGGGUUUAUAAUUGGGAUGUAAAAAGAAGAAACAAAGAUGAUUCUACCAAGACCAAAGCAUAAUGCUGGCAAUUAAAAAUGUGGUUCAGUUUUCAAAACAUGUUAUCUUAAGUACCCCAAAGUUUAUCCCUAAAGGUUGACAUUACUUUGACUGAUUUUUUUGAACAGUAAGAGCGGUAGUUAAAACUUUAAAAAAACAAGAUAAACAUUUUAUUAUAAAAACAAAGUUAGUUUCAAAUAUUUUGUGAAAUUAGCAGUAUUUUAAUUUUUUUAUUUCCAACAAAGUAAAUGCUACUUUCAUCUUUUUUUUGUUGUUGUCGGUCAUAAACAAAGUCUUAGCUGGAAUGGCUGAAAACUGUGAGGUAUACUCUUGAACCUAAUUCUGGACACUAGCACAGUUUACUUUUUCUUUAUUGGCUGAUAUUACUCUUACUUGAUGUAGUUAAACCAGUUUAGAGGUAGGAAAAGCACUUAGUUUAAAUAUUUCCAAACUUGUUUUCUUUAGUACAUGUGGGGCUUUAUGGCUCUCUGUUGCUGUUAUUUGUCUUAUAUAAUGGAUUUUCAUGAAGUGCUGCUUGGCCAAUAGCUAUCUAUUAUAAUAUUCUGUACUUUUAAGGAACUGGUAAUUGACCUUCCUAAGUAGUAAGAGGGCUAUUGAGACGCUUUUUCUUACCCCAUAGAAGUACACAGUGUCUUUGCAAUGUCAACAUAAGGGAGAUCUUGGCCAACGUGAAACAACAAAAUUCUUUAGCCUCUCAAAACUCUUGGCUAAGGCAAUUUUGUAUUUCUUAACAGUUCUCCAAAGCAGCUGAACAAAAAUGUUAAGCUAAAUAUAAAUCUGCAGUGGUUGAAAAGAUUUGUGAGCUUUUUUUAUUCAUGAUAAGACCUCAUGGGAAGACUAGAAAAUCCCUGUGGAAAGCCGUUGGUACAGUGGCUAACGCUGGAUGUAGAGAUUCUGGUAAAAACACAAAUGUAUUAUUCCAUCUCCAUGUAGAGAACAAAAUAUACUCGUACAGUGUUUUGUAGUUGUAUUUCAUGAUAUUAAAACAUUGAAGUUAAAA
This is a messenger RNA of Panthera uncia (snow leopard), 2092 nucleotides long. It is a transcript of the gene VBP1, whose product is annotated as VHL binding protein 1. Gene Ontology annotation, molecular function: tubulin binding. The coding region runs from base 612 to 1094 and encodes 160 amino acids. The transcript has 6 exons. Lineage: Eukaryota; Metazoa; Chordata; Mammalia; Carnivora; Felidae. Gene Ontology annotation, cellular component: cytoplasm; prefoldin complex. The record is from RefSeq and is a predicted model, not a curated record. Gene Ontology annotation, biological process: tubulin complex assembly; microtubule-based process; protein folding.